Messenger RNA from Leptinotarsa decemlineata (Colorado potato beetle), 3911 nucleotides. RefSeq names its product Inositol phosphate kinase 1 (gene Ipk1). Gene Ontology annotation, cellular component: nucleus. Lineage: Eukaryota; Metazoa; Arthropoda; Insecta; Coleoptera; Chrysomelidae. The record is from RefSeq and is a predicted model, not a curated record. Gene Ontology annotation, molecular function: ATP binding; inositol-1,3,4,5,6-pentakisphosphate 2-kinase activity. Gene Ontology annotation, biological process: inositol phosphate biosynthetic process.
UGAACUUGCACUUUAGUUUACUACAUAAAUAAAUAGUGACGUUUAAGUUUAAUUACGAUUUGAUUAUGAUGGUACAGUACGGUUGUGCCUUGAGUCACCUUGGACAUUUGCACUGUGCAUAAUUACACCCAACUAAUUCCAAAUGAUGUAAACAUUAAAAAAAACAAUGAUUAAAAUUAACAUUGAGAAUGUCUUGAAGCGGUUAUACACGAUAGAGGUUCUUCUGGAUACCUUAAAAAGAAUGCUUUCCAGUAUACUUAUGGAUCAAAGUGCCCCGGUCACAGAUUUUGAAAUCCCUUCCGAAUGGAUAUACAGAGGAGAAGGAAAUAUGAAUGUGGUAAUCUCUUUACCAAAGUUGGGGAAAAUACUCCGUAUAAGGAAAACUGAUCGACCAAAAUCCUUAAUCGAAUGGCUGGUUUUGUGGAUAAGUGAUUUUUUGUAUUGGUACUGGGGUAAAGGCGUUGAAGAAGAAAUGAGAGACCUGAAGUUCUAUUCGACCGUCAUGCGUCCCAUGGUAGGAAGAAAGUACACUUCGGAAGCACAUCAGGUGGUUCUCACCAGGAAGCAAAUACAAAUACUACAGAAUGAGUUGAGCAAAUAUAGACCAGAGUUUCGUAAACAUAAGAUAUUGCAGUAUGGUAGAGCCUCACUUUUUGACGAUUAUGCCUUUAUGCCUCUGGAUGAGUAUGACUACCUACCAUUUCAGAUGUCUGAAGACACUUUCGCUGUCGAACUAAAACCCAAACAAGGUUGGAGACCAUUCAGCGAAAAACAUUACCCUGCAUGUGUGUUCUGUAUGAAGCAAUAUUUAAAGUUAGAAAGUAAGAAAAUUAGCAAACUGAGUGAAUAUUGUCCGGAAGAUUUGUUUUCAGGGGACGAAAUUAGAAUGAAACGUGCCAUAAAAUCUUUGAUAAGCAAUCCACAGAACAAUUUUCAAGUUUUCAAAAACGGAACUCUGGUAUAUGGAGAAAAAUCUGCUUUGGAUUUCUCUCACAUUGUCCAUAGUUUAUUUGAAGACCACAAUGAGGACCAAGAAAGACUGAUAGAUGAAUUUUGUGAGCUCGUUAGACAGUCCUUAGUAACGAAUAUUAUGAACGUAGACUUUGUUGAACACUGUGAAGAAAAACUGUUCUGCGAGUGGAACAAAAUUAUUCAACAAUCGAGUGCUCAGAGCGCCUUGCCUAGAGGUUGCGUCCUGGAAAAGAUCCUGUCCAUUCAAAUGUUGGACACUGAAGGGAGCUUCUACUACGAGAAAUUGUUGCACAGAGAGGAUAUAAAAGACUGGAACUAUAUUAAUAUGUUGUUAGACAAAAUUGAUAAUAAACAUGUUUGUUUGAAAUGUUUGAUCAUGAUGCUAGGCGACACUAAUCGGAGUCAGGAAGAGAUGGAUUUGGCUUUCAUACCUUACCUGAUAUCGGUGAUAAUGAAGGACUGUUCUCUGAUGGUUACCUUGAAAAGGAUACAAGAGGAUAUUAGUGAUAAUUUGGAAUUGAAAAACAUAAUUAAAACGAAUUACGGAUAUUUUCUAGUGAAUAUCGGCGUUUUCGACUUAUAUCCCAAACGGCUGUCAUCCAUAAAAAUGCACUGCAAGAGGAACAAAAAUAUACUUGAUGCAUACAUGAAGGCAACAACAAAAUCGAAUAAACUCCCUCAAUGAGACUGUUGAUGAAAAAUUAGCUAGUCAUUUGGUAUAGUUUCGACAUCACUUCCGGGGCUAUAUGCUUCCUAAUGAGUUGUGCCUCCUAAAAUACACUUCCUAGACUCACUGAAAAUAUGUCCUUUGGGAGGAUUUCUUGAGACAUCAGGAAAAUCUUUGGGAAAGUUUCUGGGUUUCAACUCCUCCAUCUUUAAGAUGAUGAUUAAGAUGAAAAAGUAGAGAGCUAAAACCUUUCUUUCCAAAAAAUAAUCUCUCCUAAAAAUAUCCCCCUUCCAAUUUAAUUGAAGAAGUGUUUUCAAAAUGUCUCAUUCAGGGAUUUCUUCAAAAUACUUCGACAACUAUAUCGUGAGAGUGUAUUUAUUCAGACAUAUCACUUGAAAGAUUAUCUUUUAUUUCUGAUUUUUAUAUACCUUCUCUCAUUUCUCAUGAGGAUGCUUGAAAAAUUUGGAAAAAAUAGCCUUGAGAAAUCCUUGAUUACUUGUUUGAUUUUGCGAGUAUCUCAAAAACGACUUGAAAAUAUAUUUUUUUGAAAUGAACCCUUCGUGCUUGAGGGAUCAACUCGAGUAUCAUAAUAUUCUGUGUUGGUAGAUUUACUUAAUGUUUUUGAGAAAUUAGGACAACUUGAACUUAUAAAUCUGUGAAAUAUUUUGAUAACAAUACGAAAAGGAUGUUUCAUCGAAAAUGUUUCUUGUGUAGGACCCUCAAUGGGAAUUGGGAACAACUUAAAAAUCAAUCAUUAGUUUUUAUCAUGUACGUGAAUAAGGAUUAUAUAUGCUUGGGAUUCUUGUGGAGUAUCGCUCGAGAUUUGUCAGUAUCUAAAAAAUGUUCCUCUUGAGAAUGUCUUCUCUAAAUGAAGCUCAUUUGAGGCUGCCUUGAAUUGAAAUAUAUUUUUUCUCAAUAUUCAAAAAAUUCCCAAGUAGCCUCUUAGUAUAACUGAUAUAUAUUUCAAAAUAACUCUUGCUUUUCACAUUUCUAUAUUUUUUUUUGUAAAAAUAUCUCAAGAGCAAGUAAGAUAACUAUUGAUGUCUUCUAAUUUUUUCAUUAAACGAAUGUGGAAGUGAUAAAAAAUCAUAUCAAGAAAUAUUUUUGCGGGUGUUCAUUAUAAUGAAUUCGUUACUCAAAAAUGUUUGUUCCUAAAUUUUAAUACUUUUAUUUUCAAUUAAAUAUGAAAAGUAUCCCCAAUUAUGAAAUAGUCUGCAUAGUCCCUUUUUAAAAGGCGUUUUUGCCUUUUUUGGAGGACGUUCUGAUGAAUUACUCAAGUCGAGCAACAUGUAUGGCCGGUCGCCUUGAGGGUUUUUUAAAUAGGCGUUUAAAAAAAAAGGGAGUGAUAAAAAUCUCUUUGGAACGAAAGACAGAAAUUAUGAGCCUUGAAGUAUUACAUUCAACAAUUUACAAUUAAAUUGUUUUUAAUGUAUAAAAAGAUAACAUAUAUAACAACAACAACAUAUAUAACAACAAAUUUCUCUUUCAUUGUUUCUCAGUUUGUGAUGUUUUUGAUAUUUUCUGACGAAAAAAUCAUAAGCUCCUUUUGGAAUCAAAAACCCAACCAGUAUUAUGUAAUAUGGUGAGAUAUUUCGAACUAGAACUGUUUUAGCCAUUUCCGAAUAUUAACAGUAUUGAAUCCUUCACAUGUACUGGACGAUUUGUCUAGUAAUAUUAUUUCUAAUUUGAAAAGGAGGCACAAUUAUUUUAACCUGACGGUAGCAAUAAGUAGAUGGGUACUUAUUAAUUACCUCUUUGCGAGACUAGGUAUUGUUUAAAUUAUUUAUAAGAUUUUUUACGUUUUUAUAUUUUAACAAAUGUUGAAUAUGUAUUGUCUGAUCAACUAGUGUGAGUAAUUUUAUAGGAGUACUAUUUUAUAUUGCCCGUAUUUUAUGUAAUGCAUAAAGGUGGUUUUCAACAUAACCAGUUUUUGAAAAUAUCAAUAGGUAAACAUAGACUAUGGAAAAUUAUUCAGGAAAAAUCUUAUGUGACCUCUUUAUAACUGACCUUUUUUGUAAAAUUGAUUAUCAUUGUUUGUUUUUGUUGAAUUUUCAUAAAAAAUCAAGAUAGUUCUUGUAUGACAUUUGUCUCUGUGAUCAAUGAGAGUAGUUUUUAGUUUUGUGCCAAGGAACACCUGUUUAUAUCAUGGAACUUCAGAGAUCUUUUUGUAUUUACCUUGUUAUGUCACCCUUAAUUUGCUCAUAAUAGAAAGGAGUGCCUAUGUCCUAUUAAAAAAACUGUUGAAAAUAACCAAAUAUACAAUUUACGACAA